AUGAUAGAGCUUCUCAGUGUCUUACUUUGUGUCAUUUCAGAAUUCGUUGGAACAAAUGAAACCACAUUGAUUACGGAAACACCUGACACCGCAACAAACACAUUGGAAGAGACUAUUCAGAAUAAUGCCAAUAACUCACUUAUCUCGAAUCAUUGUACUGAUUUUUACGAAACUGCAUGUGGAGAGUGGGAAAAACAGAACCCUUUGUCGGGUGAUAGUGCUAGUUCAAGCGUUAUGCAACAGAUGGGAAUGAACGUUGAUUACUACUUCUGGAAGAUAAUUGCUAACGAUUCAUACUAUAAAGAAGAUUGGCGCUUACAAUCAGCUCGAGCAUUUUACAAAUCUUGCGUAAAUAGUCGAAAUUCAAACACAACGCGUGAAAGUCGUCAUCACUUGAUAGAUAUGUAUUUUGGCGGAUGGCAACUAAUACCAUCACUUUCGACGGAUAUAAAUAAUACAAAUGGGCGAAAUCAAAGUCAAAUGAAUAACAAUCUUACCGAUCUAUUUCUACCAAUAUUAACACAAACUGGACGUUCACCUUUAUUUUCAAUGAACAUCUCAAAGGAUGUUUUUGCAGUUAUAACUGAUAUGGAUAAAUCCGAAGAGGAUUACUACAAGCUUGCAUUUGAAACUGGUGUAACUCAGUCUCAAAAACCACAACUAACGGAUGCUUUCCGAAAAAUGAUUCGAUUAGGCAGAAUCGAUUGGAGUUAUAUACUUGAAAAAGUAUUACAAGAAACUGGAUAUGUAAAAUACCACAAACUACCAAUCAUUAUAGAACAGCGAAAUGAACUCCGUCAACGUUGCGCAGAAUACCGUGCUUUAUUGACGAAAAAUGAUGGUGGGAGAUCUCUCACAGGAUCACCGGCAUUUCUUGCAACAGCUUAUUAUUCAAUGGGUGCAAAUCGCGUAUAUGUAUAUUCAGGACUUCUACAACCUCCAAUUUAUUAUGAAAAUGGUAGUUUAGCUUCGAAAUUUGGAGCACUUGGUUGGGUUAUAAGUCAUGAAAUUAUACAUGGCAUAGGUAUCCGAGGUGUACAGUAUGAUGAGAAUUGGAAUAAACGGACUUCUUACGAUGCUUUAAUGUCAUCCACUUUGAUACAUUUGAAAGCUUUAUGUUUGAGUCGUCAGUAUGUUUCCUAUAAUUACACUGGUUUAAAAGCUUUUCAGAUUGAUACUCAAGAAGAAAUGUUGGCUGACAAUGAUGGAUUAAAAGCGUCGUACCACACUAUGUGUGGACAUCAUGGUAAGAAAAUACUUGCACAAAGUGAAGUAGUUAUACCUCAUGUUUUGGAAAAGUUUAGGGUAAUCGGAGCGUUGGUCAAUAGUAGAAGAUUCGCACGUGCAUAUGGUUGUCCAGCUGGUUCACCAAUGGAUCCUGUUAUAAAAUGCGAUGCAUGGUAA
Molecule: messenger RNA, 1404 nt
Organism: Schistosoma margrebowiei
Lineage: Eukaryota; Metazoa; Platyhelminthes; Trematoda; Strigeidida; Schistosomatidae
Source: the annotation of a GenBank genome assembly